Molecule: messenger RNA, 621 nt
Organism: Cooperia oncophora
Lineage: Eukaryota; Metazoa; Nematoda; Chromadorea; Rhabditida; Trichostrongylidae
Source: the annotation of a GenBank genome assembly
AUGAACUCUCAGUCAACGAUGCCGCAGCCAGCUAUGCCACAGCCAGCUAUGCCACAGCCAAUGAACCCAGCCUGGGGUGGAUCACAUCCUGGUGCACAUCCUGGUGGAUCACAUCCGCUAGAUCCGCGGAUUGCAGCUCCAGUGCAUCAUGCACCAGAUUUAAUCGAUUUAACUUCUGAAAGGAAUGUUCUGCAGUUGGGAUUCGAGGAUAACGAAUAUGUACUUCCUCAUAAUAUGGCGAACAACUCCGCAAGGGUAGAUCCAAGUGUAUUCCGCUGUACGCUGACAAUGGUGCCUCAAACUGAAGAAUUAUUGAAGAAGAGUCGUUUGCCUCUCGGUCUCACCCUUCACCCUUUUCGUGAUAUGAAGAACUUAAAUAUAAUCCAAACAUCAACUAUUGUCCGUUGUCGUUAUUGCCGAACUUACAUAAAUCCAUAUGUUUACCUACCAGACUCACGACAUUGGAAAUGCAAUCUGUGCAAUCGAAACAAUGACCUCCCAGAUGAUUUCUGUUGGGAUCCGAACACGAAAUCAUUCGGAGAUCCUGUGAACCGACCUGAAAUAAAACAUCCAACUGUGGAGUUCAUCGCGCCAAAUGAGUACAUGGUAAUUAGCUACUGA